This is a messenger RNA of Saxophila tyrrhenica, 2520 nucleotides long. It is a transcript of the gene bzz1, whose product is annotated as Protein BZZ1. The transcript has 2 exons. The record is from RefSeq and is a predicted model, not a curated record. Gene Ontology annotation, molecular function: iron ion binding; oxidoreductase activity, acting on paired donors, with incorporation or reduction of molecular oxygen; monooxygenase activity. The coding region runs from base 1 to 2520 and encodes 839 amino acids. NCBI's taxonomy places the organism in Eukaryota, Fungi, Ascomycota, Dothideomycetes, Mycosphaerellales, Extremaceae.
AUGCCAAGCGGUCCCUCCGCCGUCAUUGCCACCAAUCCCACCAUCUUUUCCGCGCCCAACACCUUUGAUGGACAUCGCUACCGCCGCAUGCGCACUGAGCACAAGGACUCUGAGAGUUCAAUGGUCGUGGGCAUGUCGACCAUAGACUCCCUGGGUUUUGGGCUGGGGGACCAGGCGUGUCCGGGCCGCUUCUUCGCCGUCAACAACAUGAAGCUCAUCAUGGCGAAGAUGCUCACGCAGUAUGAGUUGAUGCUGGAGAAGGACGGGCGACUGCGAACAACCAUGGCAGAAGUCGACAUCCAGCCUCACUUCGGCGCCGAGCUGUUCGAUGGCUUCAAAGCGACCAACAACUGGAUCUCCACCGGCGUGCAAUGGCUCGACGAGAUCCAGCAGUUCUACCGCGAACGCAGUGCGAUCGAGAAGGAGUACUCCCAGAAGCUCAGCGCUUUGGCGAAGAAGUACUAUGAGAAGAAGGCCAAGCGGAGCAGCAGUGUGUCGGUCGGAGACACACCAACGGUCACGCCGGGUAGUCUGGAGAGCGCGAGCAUGACGACUUGGGGUGUGCAGUUGACGACGCUGGAAGGGAGGGCGGCAGAGCAUGACAAAUAUGCGAAUGCGCUCAUCAAUAACCUGGCGGAACCUGUAAAGAACCUGGCACAUCGAUAUGAGGAGUUGCGGAAACAGCACGCCGAAUAUGCGGCCAAGCUGGAGAAGGAGCGCGAUGGGACUUAUGGGGAUUUGAAGAAGGCGAAGGGCAAAUACGAUAGCUCAUGCCAGGAGGUGGAGAACCGGCGCAAGAAGACGGAGAGCAGUUUCGACUACAACAAGUCCAAGGCGCAGGGAGUGUAUCAGCAGCAGAUGGGCGAGAUGCGGAAUGUCAAGAAUACCUACCUCAUAACUAUCAAUGUCACGAACAAGCAGAAGGAGCGGUAUUAUCACGAAUACGUGCCAGACCUGCUGGACUCACUACAAGGGCUGUCGGAGAGCAAGACGUCGACUCUGAAUGGGAUAUGGAGUCGUGCGGCUGCGAUAGAGAACGAGGCCAUGACCAACUCGACGCAACUGUUACAACACCUCAGCUCUGAGAUACCACGAAACAACCCAGUACUCGACAGCAUGAUGUUUGUUCGACAUAAUGCUGUUCAAUGGCAGGAUCCACCCGACUUUGGCUUCGAACCUUCGCCUGUCUGGCUGGAUGACGAAGCUAUGGCGUCCGACCCGGCGAGCAAGACAUUCCUGAUGAACAUCCUAACUAAGUCGAAAGGGUCUUUGGGCGCUCUAAGAACGGAAUGCGAUGCGCGGCGGCGAGAGGUGGAAGGCGCAAAGAAAGUACGGCAGGCGAUACGAGAUGGCAAAGACAAGCGGGAUGAGAUCGAAGUCGUUCGCUCACAGUUCUACAAUCAGGACUUGCUUCAUGAAGCCGAGCGACGGAAGACGACCGCGGAGGUAGAAGUCAGCACCAUCACCGCCAAUGUGGGUGACGUUUCGGUCGGUGCGAUCAACCACACCUUCAAGAACCAGACCUUCAAGAUUCCCACGAAUUGUGACCUCUGUGGCGACCGAAUAUGGGGUCUCAGUGCCAAAGGCCUGAGCUGCGAACUAUGCGGCUUCACCUGCCACACCAAAUGCGAGCUCAAAGUCCCUGCCGACUGUCCUGGUGAGCUGAACAAAGAAGAGCGAAAGAAGGUCAAGACGGAGCGACAAGCUGCCGCGCAAGCCAGAUCAACAGCGCCAGAUUCCACAGACGGCACGAAUGGAGCAGGUGGCGGCACUUCACCUCCGGGUCUACAGCGGUCGGACACGAUGGGUAGUAUGAACACCCUCUCCUCCGGCUACGCCGCCUCAGCCCAACGUAGUGUGUCGGGCAUGACGAACCGCUCAUCCAUGGCCGCCGAGGAGCCUCCUGCUGCUGCUGCUCCGACGGCUAAACCUUCCAUCCGCUCCCACCGCAUGGUCGCUCCACCACCCGCGGCAUUCGUCGGCAGUCCCGCCUCCAACGGCGACAGCGACGACCAACCCUCGGGCAAAAUGCUCUACGCCUACACCGCCAACGCCUCAGGCGAGAUCUCUGUCGGUGAUAACGUAACCUUCACCCUUCUCGAACCCGACGACGGAAGCGGAUGGAUUAAGAUCCAACCCUCUUCCUCUGCCACCUCCGGCCUCGUCCCCGCCUCCUACGCCGAAAUCAACUCCACCCCUUCGUCCUCCACCACCCUCCCACCGCGUCCAAUGUCCACAGCAUCAGCCUCCACGACCUCACUAGCCGGCUCCGACACCGGCAGCAAACCCCCGCCAGUGAAGAAACAAGGCCCCGCGGUAGCGCCGAGGAGAGGAGCGAAGAAGACGCUCAAGCAUGUGGAGGCGCUGUAUACGUACGACCCCACAGGACCUGGGGAAACGGCUAUGCAGGCCGGGGAGAAGUUGGUGCUGGUGUUGGCGGAUCAGGGGGACGGGUGGUGUGAGGUUGAGGGGAAGGCGGGGAAGGGGGUCGUUCCGGCGGGGUGGGUGAGGGAUGUUUGA